Molecule: messenger RNA, 1350 nt
Organism: Gopherus evgoodei (Goodes thornscrub tortoise)
Lineage: Eukaryota; Metazoa; Chordata; Testudines; Testudinidae
Gene: BOK
Product: BCL2 family apoptosis regulator BOK
Exons: 5
Coding region: 509-1150 (213 amino acids)
Biological process (GO): intrinsic apoptotic signaling pathway in response to DNA damage; extrinsic apoptotic signaling pathway in absence of ligand; regulation of apoptotic process
Cellular component (GO): mitochondrial outer membrane
Molecular function (GO): protein homodimerization activity; protein heterodimerization activity
Source: RefSeq, a predicted model, not a curated record
CAAGAGGCUUUCCUUUCUCUGGCUGCCCUAUUCUCUCAAAAACAGCAGAACAAGUGGUAGGAUCAUACUGGAGUGCAGACGGGAUGUGGAGGCUGCCAGAGAUGGGGAGAGAAUAAAGAACCAAGCAAGCAGUUGCACUUUAGCUCCAGCAGAGGAUGGGAGCAGAGAAUCAUUAUAAUCUUUAAAAAGAACGAGGAGUACUUGUGGCACCUUAGAGACUAACACAUUUAUUUAUAAUCUUUAUAAAUCCUAAAACAGAUUAUUUGAACCAGUUCUUCCAAAGAAAUGUGAGAAACAGCUGAAACCGACAAAAGAUCAUUCAAAUGAAGGAAAUGCAACAUGAGAGGUAAAGCUAAUGAAGGUUAAUUCAAGAACUUUUGUGGGAACUGUGACGAAUCACAAGCCCAGUAUAUUAUUUCCCUUAAACAAUAGCUACAGAUUCCUGUCAAAGGCUUCGGGGCAGACUUCAGAUAGGCACACUCUGAGUCGGUGAAUUCAGCUGUCAGGAAUGGAGGUGCUACGCCGUUCCUCGGUCUUUGCUGCGGAGGUGAUGGAGGUUUUUGAUCGGUCUCCCACCGACAAGGAGCUGGUGUCCCAGGCUAAGGUGCUCUGCAGAGACUACAUACAUUCCCGGCUGCUUCGGGCUGGCAUUGGCUGGAGCAAACCAGAGCACAGUGCACCCAUGCCUGGCGGCAGACUGGCUGAGGUGUCCAGCGUGCUUCUGCGACUAGGGGACGAGCUAGAAUACAUCCGACCAAACAUUUACCGGAAUAUUGCCCGCCAGCUGAACAUCUCACUGCACUCCGAGACCGUGGUGACUGACGCCUUCUUGGCAGUAGCAGCCCAGAUCUUCACAGCAGGAAUAACUUGGGGCAAGGUCGUGUCUCUCUAUGCUGUGGCUGCUGGGCUAGCUGUGGACUGCGUCAGACAGGCCCAGCCAGCAAUGGUGCAUACCAUUGUGGACUGCCUGGGAGAGUUUGUCCGCAAGACCUUGGUGACGUGGCUGAAGAGGAGAGGCGGCUGGGCAGACAUCACAAAAUGUGUGGUGAAUACUGAUCCCAGCCUUCGCUCCCAUUGGCUCGUGGCUGCUAUUUGUAGCUUUGGUCACUUCCUGAAGGCCAUCUUCUUUGUGCUGUUACCAGAGAGAUGAUUCCAGUCACCAAAUGCGGCCCCAAGCCCCAGCUCCUCCCCCACCCAGAAGCAACAGUAACCAUAGACCUUUUGAUGCUGAAGAGGAGGAAAAGAAGAGAGGCUGGGACCAACAGAAACAUUUCUCUCCUCUCCCUUCAGCAGGGAGCAGCUACCCAACUGUAAACAUCCUUUCCUCUGUGACAGGAGGCUUCUCUCACA